Molecule: messenger RNA, 2176 nt
Organism: Westerdykella ornata
Lineage: Eukaryota; Fungi; Ascomycota; Dothideomycetes; Pleosporales; Sporormiaceae
Product: amidophosphoribosyltransferase
Exons: 4
Coding region: 52-1887 (611 amino acids)
Biological process (GO): purine nucleobase biosynthetic process; purine nucleotide biosynthetic process
Cellular component (GO): cytoplasm
Molecular function (GO): amidophosphoribosyltransferase activity
Source: RefSeq, a predicted model, not a curated record
AGCCAACAGUAAACCUACAGAACCCUCCGUUCGCUCUCCUCGACAUACAGCAUGUGCGGUAUCAUCGCCGUGAUCCACGCGGAUCCGAGAUCCCAAUCGGCCGCCGUAGAGAUCCAUGAUGCCCUAUAUCUUCUCCAGCACCGUGGCCAGGAUGCAGCAGGCAUUGUCACCUGCGCCGCUGGCGGACGCUUCUACCAGUGCAAAGGUAACGGCAUGGCCUCCCGCGUCUUCAACGACGGCGCACGCGUUUCCGAACUCCCCGGCUUCAUGGGCCUCGGUCACCUCCGCUAUCCCACGGCUGGCAGCAGCGCCAACUCUGAGGCCCAGCCUUUCUACGUGAACAGCCCAUAUGGAGUCUGUUUGGCACACAAUGGAAACCUCAUCAAUGCGCCGGAACUGCGGAAAUAUCUGGAUCAGGAUGCUCAUAGGCACAUCAAUACCGAGAGCGAUAGCGAGUUGAUGCUCAAUGUCUUUGCGAACGAGCUCAACGAGACGGGCAAGGCCCGUGUCAAUGCCGAAGACUGCUUUGCAGCCCUGGAACGGAUGUAUACGCAGUGUGUAGGCGGUUGGGCGUGCACGGCUAUGCUUGCUGGAUUCGGUCUGAUUGGCUUCCGUGACCCCUACGGAAUCCGUCCCAUGGUCCUCGGAUGGAGGCCUUCGGAGAGUGGCUCCGGAACCGAUUACAUGAUGGCAUCGGAGAGCGUAGCCCUAGUUCAAUGCGGCUACCGCGAGUUCAAGGACAUUCUCCCUGGACAGGCGGUCAUCAUCGAGAAGGGCAAAGAGCCAGUCUUCCGGCAGGUGCAUCCUCAAAAAGGGUACUCCCCCGACAUCUUCGAGUACGUGUACUUUGCGCGUCCGGAUACAAUCAUCGAUGGUAUCGACGUCGACGAGAGCCGUCGCAACAUGGGCUUCAAGCUAGCGGAAACCAUCAAGCGGCAAUUGGGACCUGCUCUGGCCGAGGUGGACGUUGUGAUGCCGAUCCCAGAGACCAGCAUCACGUCCGCUCUGUGCGUGGCGGAAGCCCUUGGAAAGCCGUACUGUCAAGGCUUCGUCAAGAACCGGUACAUCUUCCGCACCUUCAUCAUGCCUUCGCAGAAGCUUAGGCAAAAGGGAGUCCGUGCGAAGUUGAACCCGAUGCGCAAGAAGUUCGAGGGCAAGAACGUCUUGCUUGUCGACGACUCCAUUGUCCGCGGGACUACGUCGAGAGAAAUCGUCUUGAUGGCGCGCGAGGCCGGCGCGAAGAAGGUAUAUUUCACAUCUUGCGCGCCGCCCAUCACAAACGCACACAUCUACGGCAUCGACCUCGCGUCUUCUUCCGAACUCAUCGCGCACCACCGCGAAUCUGCCGCUAUCGCAGAACUUAUCGGUGCCGACGAUGUCAUCUAUCAGACUCUUCCCGAUCUCAUUGAGGCCUGUGCAUCCCUCUCGCCCCGUGAUCCCGCUACCCAGCAGUUCGAAGUCGGUGUCUUCUGCGGCAAGUACGUUACUCCCGUGGCGGACGACUACUUUGAGCGUCUGGAGCGGAUACGCGGCGAGGCGAAGAAGAUGAAGGUCAUGGAGUCGGCGAGGGAUGCAGUGAUCCAUGGUGUGGCGGAUCAGAAGCAAAUUCGCAUGGCGGCCAAGGGGGUGGAGGUUGACCAUGAUGGCAAUGUGAUACCCGCGUCCGAUGACACCAAUCCUGGGAAUGCGGAACAGAACGUCGUCAACGGCGUAGGCGCGCAGCAGUCGGGGAACGGCAACGGCUGUUCGAGUUGUUCCUCUAGUAAUGGGGGUGCGAGCGGGAAUGGGAACGGGAAUGGGGAGAGCAGUAGGCGGAGUAGUACGGAGAUGGUUCGACGGACGGCGAGUCAGGAUAUCAGUUUGCAUAACUUGAAUGACCACGCUUAGGGGAGAGGAGAGGGUGUGUGGGUCUGAGGUUGGAAAUGAGGGAACGAACAUAGAAUACGUUUUUGCAUGCGGACUUGGAUGAAGGAGAGCUCGGUUGCUCUAGUCAGGACUUCAGGCCACAGUAAAUAUGUCAUCAUCAUCUAUCUGGGAUGAACGAUCUUUUACCGAUUAUCACGACAGAAUCCUGAACUUCGGUCGGACAUGACAUGGCUCGGCCAAGGUCGGCGGCCUCCAACCGAUCACUACUGGAAUGAAUAGAUGGGUAUAUAGAAUGAAAGAGUAAAUACUG